AAUGUCGACGGAAUUCAAUACGGUUUCGCACGGCGUCACCCAACCUUCUCUGAAAAAUUGCGAUGAAAAAGGGAAUCAACCGGUAGGAUUGCAACCGAAACGGAGAGAGAAAUAUGAAUGGGAAUUGAAACGCUUUGAAGAUCUUGAGAUUAGUGACUUCUCUAUGUAUGACGAUGACAUUAAGCCUUUUAUGUUUAUGUGUGGGCGAUUUACGUAUAAGAAUAAGGCUCAGAUUCAACAAGAUAAGGAGAUUAGAAUCGCCAGGGCUAAGCAUAAAAAGCUCUCUCGCAACCUAUCUCCUUUCGAUGCCAUCACUCCUCCAAAAAAUGCAAAUCUACAUUUCAGUGCUAUACCUAUCAGCUUAACUGAUGAUCUUCGCCUUAGACUCACUUCCCUCUGCAAGUUUGCGUUAGACAAGUACAAUGCUGAGAACCAGGGUGCAAAUUUUGUGUUUGCUGACAUUGUGAAGACAACCUGGAGACCUGGUCGUACGUAUUACAUUACCUUUCAAGCACAGAAACAAGAAGAUCCUUCCAACAUCCCUGCUAUAAUUUUCCAGGCACAAGUACAGAACAAGAGGCUUGGGCCACCUGUGGUCAAGUCGUGUUCCAUGAAGCCUACCUAACACAUAAAUCA
Molecule: messenger RNA, 636 nt
Organism: Medicago truncatula (barrel medic)
Lineage: Eukaryota; Viridiplantae; Streptophyta; Magnoliopsida; Fabales; Fabaceae
Exons: 3
Coding region: 2-625 (207 amino acids)
Source: RefSeq, a predicted model, not a curated record